This is a messenger RNA of Colletotrichum orchidophilum, 813 nucleotides long. RefSeq lists its product as uncharacterized. The transcript has a single exon. The record is from RefSeq and is a predicted model, not a curated record. Lineage: Eukaryota; Fungi; Ascomycota; Sordariomycetes; Glomerellales; Glomerellaceae. Bases 1 to 813 code for a protein of 270 amino acids.
AUGCCUCCUCCUAUUACCUUCUCUAGCCAGGAUCUGAGGGCUUUGGGGAUAACCCCCGACAUGCCCAUCGCUUUGAUAACAGCACGGCUCCGGGAGAUUCACAGCCUCACACAGCGCGGUAUCCCAUUACCAAUACCACAAGAGCAGAAGCACCCCUGCCGCAACUGUCUCGACAGCUAUCACAAGACGGAUAACUGCCCACAUCCCUGCGGCCACUGCGGCCAGGACUGGCACACCGUCGACGCCUGCACCAGCUCCAAGCGCAACCGCUGCCGCUGCCGCCCCUUCCCCCAACAGCACCUCACCAAGAAAUGCCCCAGUGUGUGUAACCCAGGCGAAUGCCCCGCCUUUCACAUUGGCGACAAGAUCACCGCCAUGAUAUGUAAUGCCCGCUGCUGCAUGUGUGGUAUUCCGGGCCACGCCGGCCGAGAUUGUCACCUGAAGAAGUGCCGUUGCGGAGUGGAGCACUUGACUCUGGACCACAUGCCAAUGGAUCGGCAAUGCGUCGUGGUCAACUGUCCGCGAUGGUUCUGCACCAAGCAUUGCCAGGCCUGCGAGGCGGAGCUGAAGAAACUCAACGAUGAGGUAUGCCAGGGCUGUGGUACAAAGCAGCAAAUGCGUCAAUCUGUGCCGCGGAAGCAUCUGUGGACGAAUCCCGAUUUCGAGUAUGUGGAGGCAGCGUUGGCAUGGGGCAACAGCAAGUAUGGCAGGGCUAUCUUCGGCCAAAGCGUCGCAUUCGAUAAUCGGUCAGUGGAGGAAAACCCGGGAUCCAGAGAAGUAGAGAGUGGUUGGCUGGAGGGGAGACGGCUUUAA